Globicephala melas (long-finned pilot whale) is the source of this 397-nucleotide messenger RNA. NCBI's taxonomy places the organism in Eukaryota, Metazoa, Chordata, Mammalia, Artiodactyla, Delphinidae. The record is from RefSeq and is a predicted model, not a curated record.
CCGCACCAUGAAGGUGAAGAUCAAGUGCUGGAACGGCGUGAUCACUUGGCUCUGGGUGGCCAACGACGAGAACUGCGGCAUCUGCCGGAUGGCCUUCAAUGGCUGUUGCCUGGACUGCAAGGUGCCAGGUGAAGACUGCCCGCUGGCGUGGGGCCAGUGCUCGCACUGCUUCCACAUGCACUGCAUCCUCAAGUGGCUCAACGUGCAGCAGGUGCAGCAGCACUGCCCCAUGUGCCGCCAGGAGUGGAAGUUCAAGGAGUGAGGCUGCACUGCCCUACUCUCCCCUUGCCCUGAGACGGCCCCACCCCCACAGUGGCUCUGGGUGGCCAUGGUCUCCACUGGGCCAGUCCCCUUUGGGCUGUGACAGGGUUGAAACGAGGACUGGAGCUGCGUUUGU